Messenger RNA from Soboliphyme baturini, 660 nucleotides. Lineage: Eukaryota; Metazoa; Nematoda; Enoplea; Dioctophymatida; Soboliphymatidae. The record is from the annotation of a GenBank genome assembly.
AUGAUUUUUCUAGUUACCUUGAUUUGCAUUUUGAUUACGAGUCUAUGGUUUGUCUGCGAACUAUCGGAAUACCUGAAAGUGGAUAUAGUAGAAGAGUUAUUCGUUGACACAUCGACCAGCGACGCCGGUUUGCAGACCAACUUCGAUAUUGUUUUCUACACGUUACCUUGUGCCUUCAUAUCUGUCGAUUUAAUGGACAUAUCCGGCAAGCAUCAGAACGACGUCGUGCACAACGUCUGGAAGAAGCGACUGGACAAGAACGGCAAGGCGCUUGAAGAUGUGCCAGAGAAAGAAGGUAUUCAGUUUUCUGUGGUAUUGUUUUCAUAUUGUCAUCGCAGCAACACGCUGUGUUUCCUGGGUGAAUUUAGGUGCUGCAAAACGUGCGAAGACGUAAAAAGGGCAUACGCAAUCCGCGGUUGGGCGAUGAUUGAGAUUGAGCGUGUAAAGCAAUGCCGGAACGAUGCCUGGCUGGGCAAGUUGGUAGCGUUCAAGAACGAAGGUUGUGAGGUUUACGGACACGUGAAAAUGUCGAAGGUCGCACUUCUCACGGAUCCAUUUUUAGUGACUCAUGUGCAGCAUCGAUUUGAUCCUGUCAAAAAAGCAGUCUCUCUCUGCAUUAAAAAAGUGCUUUUCACAAUGCUCUAUAGCAAACUCACGUGA